AUGGUGGUCAGAAAGAAGAAGGGGCUGCGGCGAAGCAGCAGGAACAAGCCGAUCAAUGAUUCGACAUUUCCUCGCGUGCUGGUGCUGACCUUUUAUUUCUUGGUUGUGUUUUCGGUGUUCCUGGUCUCGAAUUCUGUCAGGCAAUCGACGUCGCUGUCCCAGGGGGCAGCGAUCAUCGACAACGUUCAUUUUCUCGAUGGUCCGUCCCUCAGAAACGCGUUCUGGACGACGCGGGUCGGUGGCAACAGCAACGGCAACAGCAACAGCACCGGCAACGAGAGGGUCCUCGGGUCGUCGCCCUCGAUCGCCGUGUCACACACCACGCCAGAAACACCUGCGGAAAACGAAUCCAAAACUAAAUCGCCCUCGAUCGCCGUGUCACACACCACGCCAGAAACACCUCCGGAAAACAAAUCCAAAACUAAAUCCUUGGUGGUAAGCUCGGCGAGUGUGGCAACCAUUUUAAGCAGGAAUCAAGACAACAAGAACAACGACAACGACAACAACAACAACAAGAAAAACAAAAACUCGCAGAACGUCAGCCUCGAAUACUCCUGGAGCUUUGACCAAACCCGAUCCAGCGCGGACAAGGGCAGGCGCAUCCCCAGCAAKCAGGCCAUGGACCACUACAACGCCCUUCGGUCCACCGAGGCGGCGAAGGAACCGGACGGAGACAAUUACAUUGUCUACCGGGCCUGCUGCGGCCUCGGGCACAGGCUUCUCCGGAACGCCGCCGCGGUCCGCUACGCCAGGGAAAAGAAGGCCAGGUUUUUGUGGGUGGAGUGGACGAAAAAAGAGCACGKAAUGUAUCCCAAAACGGCCUGUGGCUUUGAGAGGCGCGAGGUGGGGUACCUCGACCUUUCCGAGUACUUCUUUGGGCCCGGCCCGAUCGUGCUCUUGAACGAGACCGAGGACGAGGCCUACGAGAACAAAUACCUCCCGCUUCCCAAWACCUACGACCCCAAGGUGCUGGAGACACGGAGGUUUUACGACGCCUGGCAAAAGAAACACAGCCGGAAGAAACCCGACCUGUGCCUCAACGGGGCCUCGAAUUACACCGCAAGAUGCUUCGGAYGGCAAAACCACCGUGCCGCGGGAAAGGAGGACGAGCGGUACUGGCGGCAGAUUCGGUCCCUCUACCGCUUCAACCACCGGGCGAGGUCCUUUGCGGAGCACAACCGGUUCUCGGAGCGGAUCGUCCUGGGGGUCCACUUCCGGGUCGGGAACAACGAGACGGGGGACUUCUCCCAAAAGGGCCGGGGGAUGGCGGGCGUAAGCCUCGAUAGCUACAUCGAAAACCUCUCAAGGACACUCGAGCAGAUGGCCGCCAGGAUACGAGAGGCCCAGAAGCAAUCGGGGGCCCACGAGAGCGGCGGCAACGAUCUCCACAAGCUGCCCCCACUGGUCUUUGUGGCCACCGACGACGUGUCGGUCCUCCCGUUGCUGGAGGAGGCCGUGAAACCCCACGGCAUGGUCGCGGUGAGCCUCCCCCAGAUCCGACUGCCCAAGGGGACGGGGGUCAGCUACGGAGCGAGUUGGGACACMAUCGAGGAGUGCAGGGAGGGCUGGAACGCUCAGAUCCUCGACAUGGUCCUGGUGGGGGCCGCCGAUGCGGUAAUCGCCACCCGGUACUCCUCCUUUACAAUGGCCAUUCCCCUCAUGGCGGUCUUCUCGGACUCGCUGCGGGGCCRGGUCCCAGAGGGAAGCACRCCCGAAAUCGAGGCCCGAAAGAUCGAGGAGAGGGACCUGCUCGGUUCUGUUUCCCGCGACGAGCCGGGAAAGGUCCGCAAUGCUUCGGUGCGGUUCGCCCACCGCCUCUUCUGCGAGACCUCGAAGAAAGGGGACGCGGUCAGGUGCUACGACGACUACCAGGACUGGGCGAAGCACGAGAACGGGUUGUUCGUGCCGUCGSAAGAGGUGUUCCAUGCCGCAGAUAACAUGAUCGUCUUUAGAAAAACCGUUAUGGGAAGGUGCCCGUGAUGGCUGGAGACACGAAUAUUUGGGUUUGGGUUUUUAUGCCGAAGCCGGACGCCAUGCAUUUUUCCCCGAUUGUACCGUGCGUGCAUCACAUUACGAAUUAGAAUGAAAUAAGAACUAAUGACAUCCGUUUGAUAGAAGUUACGAAUCGCCAUGAAUGAAGCAACAUUGCGACGAACCGGACGUAAAAAGGAGCGAACAAGGGUUGUAUAAUUGGUGCACUACACCGGAGAAACCAUCUAACAUCGAAGACGAAUUGUCGCGAUGUGAAYGUACAAUUUGUACUAAAGUCUGUGGAAUGCUUCCGUCCAGACCAAAAUGCGUAGGUGUGUACCAAAAAGGUUCAAUAGCUGGAGAAAUUAGUAAACGGCUUCCGUAUGAGUGAUCAAAUAACAAUUUACUUUACUUCUAGGUUUUUGCUAAGAAUAAAAGAGUAUUCCCUUUCGCGCGAAUACUCAACUGACGACUUCUAGAUGAAGCUGUCAAGUCUACAUCGCUAUCGAGGUGAAGACAGCCGCCAUCCAUGCUUUCACGGUAAGCAUGAAAAGAGACGUAUCCAAUAACGAAGAUUUAGUGGUGAAACUCGCCGGCACGUGCUACAUGAGAUUGCUCGGAUCGACGGUUAUGGCGGUCUGAUUCUAUGGUGGUGCAUAAAGAAAUAUUUUCAGAACGAGAGCGAGUGAAUAGAUUCCAUCGAAUUCA
Pseudo-nitzschia multistriata is the source of this 2679-nucleotide messenger RNA. The record is from the annotation of a GenBank genome assembly. NCBI's taxonomy places the organism in Eukaryota, Bacillariophyta, Bacillariophyceae, Bacillariales, Bacillariaceae.